AUGGAAUCAAGUGGAAAUAUGAAGCAGUGGAGUGUGGUGAGCAAGGACAAGGAUUUCGAUGGCUUGACCUAUGGCGAUGCCCCGGUUCCUAAGCUCGGCGAGAAUGAAGUUCUCGUGAAGUUCCACGGCGCGUCGUUGAAUUACCGUGAUCUGAUUAUCCCCAAGGGACUUUACCCCUUCGCUGUCAACUUCCCCACUAUCCCUGGCUCAGAUGGUGCCGGCGAGGUCGUUGGCGUUGGGUCCAAAGUGACACAGUUCCGCAAGGGUGACAAUGUGGUUACUCUGUUCAACCAAGCACAUCAAUAUGGCGAUAUCGACGUUGCGGGGACGCAGUCCGGCCUGGGAGGAGCCGUUGAUGGCACUCUGCGCCAGUACGGAGCUUUCAACGAAAACGGCGUUGUUAAAAGCCCCAAGAACCUCAACCACUUGGAAGCAAGCACUCUCACAUGUGCUGGACUCACCAGUUGGAAUGCUCUAUACGGCCUGAAGCCUCUGCGGCCCGGACAGACAGUGCUGGUGCAGGGAACAGGUGGUGUGAGCAUUUUCGCAUUGCAGUUUGCUAAAGCGGCCGGUGCUUUCGUUAUCGCGACAACCUCGUCGGACGAAAAGGGUAAGAAGUUGAAGGAGCUCGGGGCAGAUCAUGUCAUCAACUAUAAGAGCAACCCCAACUGGGGCGAGAUUGCUCGCACGCUGACUCCCGACAAUGUUGGUGUGGAUCACAUUAUUGAGGUUGGCGGCUCUGGCACACUUACCCAGAGUUUCAAGUGCAUCAAGUUCGAGGGAGUCAUCAGCAUCAUUGGUUUUGUUGGCGGCACCGACGCUAAGAGCCAGCCCCCGGUUCUUGAUACACUUAGCAACAUUUGCACCGUGCGAGGUAUUUACGUAGGAAGCAAGGCCUUGAUGAACGAUAUGGUCAAGGCGAUCGAGGUGAACAACAUCCAUCCGGUGCUCGAUACCAAGGUCUUCUCCCUUGAUCAGACCAGGGAAGCCUAUGAUUACAUGUGGGCUCAGAAGCACUUCGGCAAGGUGGCCAUCAAGAUCGAAUAA
This is a messenger RNA of Aspergillus melleus, 1047 nucleotides long. Its product is annotated as zinc-dependent alcohol dehydrogenase family protein. Lineage: Eukaryota; Fungi; Ascomycota; Eurotiomycetes; Eurotiales; Aspergillaceae. The transcript has 4 exons. Gene Ontology annotation, molecular function: oxidoreductase activity. The record is from RefSeq and is a predicted model, not a curated record. Bases 1 to 1047 code for a protein of 348 amino acids.